Messenger RNA from Calliphora vicina (urban bluebottle blowfly), 4992 nucleotides. RefSeq lists its product as uncharacterized. Bases 1 to 4992 code for a protein of 1663 amino acids. Gene Ontology annotation, molecular function: nucleic acid binding. The transcript is spliced from 3 exons. The record is from RefSeq and is a predicted model, not a curated record. Lineage: Eukaryota; Metazoa; Arthropoda; Insecta; Diptera; Calliphoridae. Gene Ontology annotation, biological process: DNA integration.
AUGUCAGUCCUCGAUGACUUUAUUCGCGCUUCGGAUCGCGUAGUCGAGUUUCAAGCGUACUUUGAGACCCUUCCUGUCGAUAGCCAUUCCCUUCAUACCUUGGAAGUUCAGAAGGAUGAAAUAGUUCAUCUCUGGUCAGAUUUUAGGUCACGUUACGACGAAAUCUUAAAUAAAUUUAACGAAUUAGAGGAAGAUGUUGAAGUCGCAACACUGAAGUCCCGAUUCUUUUCAACUUUUGAGGCUCAUGUCAGGGUUUUAGCGAAGUCUAAUGAGAUUUUAGAUUCUCUAUGUCGUAACAAUAGCUCCCCAGCGCCUACAAAUCCCGCAAUUGUCCCUCCAGUUGAGAAUACCCCUCAUAUUUCGUUGCCUCCGUGUGAUACUGAAGUUUUUCACGGCGAUUAUCAGUCAUGGCCAACAUUUCGCGACAUGUUUACGGCUUUAUACCGAAAUAGUACUCGUUUAUCCCCAGUUGAGAAGAUGUGUCAUUUAAUUAAGAAAACGCAAGGUGAGGCUCGUGAACUGUUGAAGACUUGUCCCAUUACCAAUGAAGGUUUUGAAAUGGCAUGGCGUAAUCUGGUCAAUCGCUACGAGAACAAACGGAUUAUUAUCAAUGCACAAUUAAAGAAUUUAUUCAAUAUUUCCCCAGUCGCAAAAGAGACUUCAAGCAACAUAAGGCGCGUUCAACGAACAAUCAACGAUUGUGUUACAAAUCUAUCCCUAUUGAAAAUUGAUACCGAGAACUGGGACAUCAUUUUCGUUUACAUUUGCUCCACUUGUUUACCCGAAACAAGUGGGAACAAUCCUUACCUAUGGGAACAAUCCUUACCUAGCAGCACAGAGUUGCCAACGUGGAAGCAAAUGGACGCUUUUCUGACAUCCCGUUUUCAAACCCUCGAAUCAGUAGCUGACGUUCGUACUACUUUUGCAAACCCUAAUACCUCUAAUCCGAAUAAAUACCAUAACUCGAAGAAGCAAAAUUUUACGGAGAAAAAGAAAGUCAAUAGUUACAAUACCAGUGUCUCUUCUGAUAAAACUAUUAAAUGUUCAAUCUUCUCUGACUCACAUUCCCUUAGGCUUUGUCCUUCAUUCCUCUCAAUGACUGUUGAUGAACGUUAUGCGGUUUUUAAGAACCAAAAGAGAUUUUCCAAUUGCCUAGGAACUUCCCACGAAUGGAAGAAAUGUAGAAGUCAAUAUGUUUGCCAUUUGUGCAAGCGUAAACACCAUUCUCUGCUUUAUCGUUCCGAGAUUACGAACCCCCAAGCAAGCACGCGACCUGUAACUAGAAGCCAGAAUCCAAAUCCGACGGCAGCUCAAGUACGACAAACAUAUUCUACGCAAAUACAGUCCACUUCAAACUCCACUGUUUUACUCGGAACCGCGCUUGUAGACAUUUAUUCCAAUGAUCUUAAAUAUACAGUUCGGGCUUUAAUCGAUUCUGCUUCGGAAGCAACUUUUAUUUCUAAAAAACUUCAAAAUCGACUUCUCUUGAAAACCCGAUCAUCUCAAACUGAGGUACAUGGCCUAAAUGGAGCCUUAACUGCCACAUCAACACAAUUAUGCUACAUUCGCAUCGGCUCACCCAUAGAUGACACAUUUGAAACCUUCACAGAUGCUUUCGUAGUUAAGAAGCUCACUGGACAACUCCCCUAUUUCCCCUCAUUAGCCUUAAACGAUAGUGAAUUUUCUGAUUUGAGAAGAGCUGAUCCACAAAUUCCAAACUUUUCGGAAAUAGAAUUACUUCUUGGUGGAGACAUUUACCCGAAAAUCAUACGAAAUGGUCUACGAUGGGAAAGUACUCAAUCUUUAGUUGCACAACAGACGGUCUUCGGGUGGAUUAUAACUGGUAAAAUAGCAAAUCAGAGUAACAUAUCUAAGGUUUCAUCAUUUUAUAAUGAAAUAACUCUAAAUCUUCAACUUCAGAAGUUUUGGGAAAUCGAAGAAGUCCCGAAGAGACCUCGCCUUUCAACCGAAGAUGCAUACUGCGAAAAUAUAUACCAGUCAACAACAUAUCGCAAUAAUAGUGGUAGAUUUAUAGUCUCGUUGCCUUUCCGACAGGAAUACCCUGAGGAUAUUAAUAUUGGUCCAUCUCGUCAUAUUGCUCUUUCUCAGUUUCUCCGAAAUGAGCUUAGACUCAUGAAAAACCCCCCGCUCAAGUCAGAAUAUGAUCGAGUAAUUUCUGAAUACUCAACGCUCGGACAAAUGACAAUGGUCAGUCCAUCUAAUUCCAAUACCACAUACUAUUUACCCCACCAUGCAGUGCUAAAGCCCGAUAGUACUACCACAAAGUUGCGGGUAGUAUUUAAUGCGUCAAGUCCUUCGUCCAACGGAAAUAGUCUCAACGACUUACUUUACCCAGGUCCUAUUCUCCAAGCAGAUUUGACCAUUCUCAUUCUACGUUGGAGACUAUUUCGGUAUGUUUUCAAUUCGGACAUUGAGAAGAUGUAUCGUCAGAUACUUGUAAAUCCUUCUCACACCCCGUUCCAACGAAUCAUUUUUCGAAAUUCCCCCCAAGAUGAACCACAAGACUUUGAGCUGAAUACCGUAACCUUUGGAGUUAACUGCGCCCCAUAUUUGGCCAUCCGUACACUGCUUGAGUUAGCCAAAUCUUGUGAACAAUCAAACCCUGCAGUUUCCAAUAUCCUACGCAACUAUAUGUACGUUGACGACGUGUUAGCCGGCGCUCAUACCCUUUCAACAGCAUUAAAAGAUCGCGAUGAACUAAUCGAUGUUCUUCAAUCCGCUGGUUUUACCAUUCGUAAAUGGACUGCGAAUCACGACUAUUUACUAAAAGGUCUUUCUCCAGAUCAUCUUUUAGAUACAGAGUUCCUGAAAUUAUCAGACUCUUGUAAAACUAAGACUUUAGGUUUACGUUGGAACGCUGGAACUGAUAAUUUUUACUUUCAACUCAAGAAUAACCCCGAUCGAAACUCAGUAACCAAGAGAUCAGUUUUAUCAGAAAUUGCCAAGCUCUUUGACCCCGCCGAGAAAGCAUAUGCCGCUACAUUGUAUUUGCGCGCUGAAAACCUUGGUUAUGUCUCUUCUCAUCUGCUAGUCGCCAAAACGAAAGUGGCCCCAGUCAAGUUUGUUUCACUACCCCGAAAAGAGCUAUGUGGCGCAGAAUUAAUGGCUACAAUGAUCGAAUCUAUUCAAUCACAGCUCGAUCUAAAAAAUCUUAAACUAUUUCUCUGGACCGAUUCAACGAUAGUCUUGGCAUGGUUACAGAAACCCCCGAAUAGAUGGAAAACCUUUGUGGAAAACAGAGUUUCAUCCAUAAUCGAAAAAGUAGGAAGUCAAUCGUGGUCUCAUGUUGACUCCAAAAAUAACCCCGCCGAUCUGGCAACCCGUGGAAUCACAGUAUCCCAGCUUGCUUCGAAUGAUUUAUGGUGGCAUGGACCGUCGUGGCUUAGAUGUCCGAAAAAUAAAUGGCCUACGAACUCAUCAAGUUUCACAACCGAAGAAGAGGCGAAACCCAUUCAGGUCCACUUAAAUCUAAUCGAAAAUACCGAUAUCCUUAACAAUUUUUCAGACUUAACAAAGACUAUGCGCGUUAUAUGUCGGAUAUUUUGUUUCUAUUACAGGUGUAAUAGUAAUCAACGCCAUAAGCUAGCCACGAAUGAAUUAACCCGAGCUGAACUGGAAAACGCUAAAACUGGAAUGAUCAUUGCAAGCCAAAGAUUAUACUUCGAAAAUGAAUAUAAUCUAUUAUCCCAAAGUCAAGAAAUUCCCCGAAAAAGUAGCCUUUUAACAUUCAACCCAUUCUUAGAUUCCACAGGUAUCAUGAGAAUCAAUGGUCGAUUGGCUAACUCCCCUUCACUAAACUACGAUGAACGAUAUCCCAUAUUAUUGCCAUACCACUCUCGGUACACUCGUUUAUUCUUGACAUAUUUGCACAAAUACUCGCUCCAUGGCCAGAAUGCUCUGUUGUACAGACUCAUGCGCCUAUAUUAUUACGUGCCCAAGCUCAAAACUCUGCUUAAAACUAUCAUAUCCCAAUGUCGUACGUGUGUAAUCCAAAAACGUCAGCAAAUUAUGGCAGCUUUACCUCCAGAAAGGACCACACUUUCGCGUCCUUUCACAAAUACCGGUGUCGACUUCGCUGGACCGUUCGAUAUCAAAACAUAUGCAGGCAGAGGUUGUAAGGUAACAAAGGGUUACGUACUGGUUUUCGUCUGUUUCGCGACAAAGGCCAUACAUCUAGAAGCAACCAGUGACAUGUCAACUCAAGCCUUUCUAGCUGCGUUUGCACGUUUCUUUUCCCGCCGUGGUUGUCCAAAUUCCUUAUAUUCGGAUAAUGGCACUGCUUUUGUUAGAGCUUCUAACAUACUAUACGUAGAUAAAACCCAAUUUAUGACACUUGUGCGACGAAAACUGCUAGAAUUACAUGAUUUUACCCCCCUUCAAUGGCAUUUUAUACCCCCAGGCGCACCUCAUAUGGGAGGUCUCUGGGAAGCCGGAGUUAAGAGCUUCAAAAUGCACUUAAAACGAGUAUCUCAUAGUCAGAAUUUUACCUUUGAGAAGUUCUCCACUUUGCUUGCUCGUAUAGAAUCCUGUUUAAACUCAAGACCACUCAGUUCUAGUAGUGAAAACCCUACAGAUCUAUGUGCGUUAACCCCCGGACAUUACUUUAUCGGUAGUCCUUUAUUAUCACCCCCAGAACCUAAUCUAACAGAUCACUCUUUGAGUUAUGUUAGUCGUUGGCAAAAACUAAAGGUUCUUCAUCAUCACUUUGCGCAAAGGUGGAAAGAGGAAUACCUCAAAGAACUUCACAAACGUUUUAAGUGGAAAUACCCCCAGCGUGAUUAUGCUAUCGGCAAUUUUGUCGUCAUAAGACAAGAUAAUUUAUCCCCCAAUCAAUGGCGACUUGGUCGCAUUGAAAAUGUUGUUCGCUGUUCAGAUAACCGUGUUAGAGUCGCUGAAGUACGAACUGCCAAUGGCAUCGUUACUAGGCCAAUCGUUAAACUUGUUUUACUCCCCAAUCCCGAACAACACUAA